Molecule: messenger RNA, 689 nt
Organism: Aspergillus alliaceus
Lineage: Eukaryota; Fungi; Ascomycota; Eurotiomycetes; Eurotiales; Aspergillaceae
Product: putative arsenate reductase (Arc2)
Exons: 3
Coding region: 57-518 (153 amino acids)
Cellular component (GO): cytoplasm; nucleus
Molecular function (GO): protein tyrosine phosphatase activity
Source: RefSeq, a predicted model, not a curated record
UGUUUUCGCUGUCCAAUUUCCAACGAUAUCAGAAAGCACUUCUACAUUCCCCGAAGAUGGCUUCGACUGAGGUCCCAUGGCACGCGGCGUAUCCCGCCCCAAAAAGGGUCGCGAACAUCCUAUCUCGGCCCGCUUUUUUACAAUGGCUUAAACAAGGCAAGACAGCGGGAAAGGAUUUCGUCUUGGUGGAUGUCCGACGCGCUGAUUACGAGGGUGGCACUAUCAGGGGGUCGAUCAAUCUUCCAGCCCAGAGCUUGUACCCUACUAUUCCGGCACUCUAUUCGCUUUUGUCGGCGAGUAAGGUGGAAUAUAUUAUUUGGUAUUGUGGGUCAUCGGGUGGUCGUGGAACACGGUCCGCUGGUUGGUUCGCGGAUUACAUCGAAAGUCAAGAGGAUACAACGCUGAAGAGCUUGGUACUAGAAGGUGGGAUUAAAGGUUGGGCUGCGGCAGGACCGGAGUAUACGGACUUGAUGGACGAAUAUGACCCAUCAGUCUGGGCGAAGCUAAGUUCUAAGUAGUUGAAGUGCUCAGCACCUUAUGUGUCCCCGGUUGAUAAAGAUUCAUGAGAUUUUACCAAGAUCUCGUUGCAACGCUAAAAAUGAAGAUUAGAGCCCGCUGUUCUAGUUGUACAUGUAGAAUGGUUUUUCAAUAAACUUGCUCUACCGGGGAUUGUAGGCACUGGAUGAAAG